Molecule: messenger RNA, 3160 nt
Organism: Scophthalmus maximus (turbot)
Lineage: Eukaryota; Metazoa; Chordata; Actinopteri; Pleuronectiformes; Scophthalmidae
Product: protein shisa-4
Exons: 5
Coding region: 327-1127 (266 amino acids)
Source: RefSeq, a predicted model, not a curated record
GAGACGACACCCCGGAAACAACCUGAACGAAAUUGCACUAUAUCUAUUCAAUUAAUACACACAGAAUCAAAGUGAGUGGUGUUUUAUUGUCAUGACAUAUAACACACCUCGGUCUAGCGACUGGUAGGCAAACUGUCUCCUGUCCAAUAGACACUGAAGAGAAGCUGCUGACAUCCGGGAAGAGCGCGGUAUUGUCACUGCAGUGAGUCAUCUCCGCGUUCAGACGAUCUUCGCGGCGUCUCCACACCAGAGCAGAGCUCCUCCUCCCCAGCAGCCAGACGAGAUUCCCACCCUCCGCCAGAAUCCGGGAUCCUCGAAGAAAAGCCAUGGCGUCCGGCCUGUGCGGUGUCGUGGUGUUGGCGCUGUGUGCGAUCCUGUGCCCCUGUGUGUCCGCGGGGGACUCGGACUGUAUGUCCUAUACAGAUUCGACCAACAUGUACCAGGGGUACCAAAGCUGCUACGGUGAAUUUUGCUGUGGUACCUGCUACAACAGAUACUGCUGUCGCCAGAGUUACAUGCAGCUUUCUGAGGAUAAACAAGAACAAUGUGAAGCCGAGUCUAUUCUCAAUCAUUCCACACCAGUGCACAUGAUCUUUGGUAUUGUCGGCACGAUCAUCAUUUUGCUCAUCUUCAUCUGCUGCUGUGUUUGUCCCUGCUGCUGCAUGUACAAAGUGUGCCGCAAGCCACAACCUGUGGUAGCUACCUCCACCCACACGACCAUAGUCACUGCUGCUCCUCUGAAUUACCCGCAGCAGCCUACUGCAACACCCAGCCAGCCUCAGCCCUACCAGGGGGGUCAGUAUCAGCCCUACCAGCCCGUACCAGUGCAGCCAGGAUAUGGAACCCAGCCCAUGCCCCAGGGCUAUGGAGCUCAACCCAUGCCCGCAGUACCCUUCCAGGGACAACCGUUCGUACCAGGGCCACCUCCAACAUAUCAGGAAGCCACCGGUCCCGUCUACUCUCCCAACCCGAUGUCUUACAGCCAGGCUGCGUUCAGCCCCAACCAGCCAGCGUACCCUCUGAAGCCGCCUGUCCAGCCACAGGUCCAGCCGCCGCCAAACGCUCCGCUCGCGAACACAGACUACUUGGCACAGCCUGCGUAUAACCCGGCUUACGCUGCACCCUAGACUGGAUAAUGGAUGGCCGCGCCACGCUCUCAGCCACUAUAAACAUGCUGCGGCAUUUAGGGAACUUGAAAUGUGUGAUCUCAGUCACGACGUGAGUUGCUCCAGAGGGUCUUCAUUCAUGUGCUUUCAUUGGUUUUAAUGACACACCUGUCGUUGUAGAAAUUCUGUAGAAGACGCACCAAGGUGAAAUUCUCGACUCGUCUUGGCUCGUAUUGCAUGGACUUACAUUAAACAUAAAACUGCUGGGUGUGAUUUUAAAGUAUAUGAAGUGCUUUGCCAUAUUCCAGCCCUCUGAACAGGAUUCAACAUGUCCCUGCUCUCCCCGGUCUGUACCGGGCACCUGACUGAACCUUCUCGACCUCUAAUCCACCGUCUGCAGUGAUCGCCGUCACACUCAGUCAAAUUUGAGAGCAGUUUUUUUGCAUCCGUGGCCGUGAUUCUGUGGCUCUCUUUCCAGUUUAUUUCGUACCGAUUAAGUGCUUUGCACCUUUUUUUUUUCAUGUGCUUUCUCUAGUGUUAUGGUAGAUGUGUAAUACCACAUAUGCGUUAGUACAUUGUGAAUUUAUUUGUCACUAGAGCAUUUAGAGAGGAAUCAUAUCAUUGUCAUUUACCAAUAUUUGGAGGGUAUUUGGGUUCUUCCCUUCAGCAAAAGGGAGCUUUCAUCAUUUAGUUAGAAAGAAAUAUUAUUUGCACACAGGGAAGCUUCACUUUACAUUUACGUUUUAUGGGUUUGUGUUGAAAACAGACUUCACCUUGAGUUGCUUUUUUUUCCCCUUCAGGUUUUUUUUAAAUUUUCAUUUGCACAUUUAACUGCGCAAGUCUGACUGAGGUAAAAUGCAUUGGCACCUUUUUAAUCAGUCAAUCAAAGCAGAUGAAUUUCUUUUCAUAUAGUCUAGUCCACAUUCAAAGACCAAUGUUACUCUCAAAAUGCAAGAAACACGUGUGCCUUCUUAGCCAUGUUACCUUUAUCCAACAGCUGUGUGCAUGUCAAACACUUUAAAAUCAAUUUUUAUAUUUAUUCUGGAGUGUUUUGUUUUUCUGGUAUCGUUCUGUUACCGUUCUGUUACUCGUACCGACUGUCCACAUAAAGGCUUACGUUAUAUACACCAGCCACAAUAAUUUGCAGUGUGCCAUGUUCGACAUGUACUUUACUGUCACAAAGUCUUUCAACUUCAUCUUCUUAAGUUACAACCCAAACUGUUCAUGUAUUGAAUAUUUUCUUAAACAGUAUUAUUUGCCCUGUCAAAUCAUCUUGUCAUCACUAUUGCCUUUAUUACAUAACACCAAUGUAACGGGGAGGUUCUUAGAAAUAAGUCUUGUCAUUGUUUGGAUCUAAAAACUAAACUAAUAGGCCUUUUUCUUUGUCACGUGUGUUCUCCUGUCUUUGUGUUUUGCAGCAAAGCCACCACUUCUGCUUUCUGCCCACUGAAAUUACUUGAAAUCAGUUUUAACUAAAAGUGACCUUUUUCUCAGAAGUAGUCACAGCUCAUGUGACAGGCCAGAUGAUCAUCCUGUUCAAAAUGCCUGAUUCUUCAACUUCCCUAGUUUAGACUUGGAUUGUGCUCAAGGAAAAUAGAACCUGAUGUCCUCCAUUAAAUCUUGAUGUGACAGGUAUUGUCGUCAGAAUGUCAUUCAGUCACAUACAUGCUGUGGCUCCAUUUACCCCCUGACACAUGAGGCCACACACCAGCUAAUGAUGGUGGACUAACGUCGUCACGUAUCCUUGUAAUUUGCAAAAUAGUUUGUGUGAAGAAUGUGUUGACGUUGCCCGUAUCGACCAAUCGGGUUGUCUGUGUUUCAUCGUAGACUCUGCCCGUGAUAGUCCUUUGGCCAGUGUUGACUCUUCAAGGUGACUUUAAUUGGAGUGUUUUUUUAUUUGUGUUUGUGAAUUAUAGCCAUUCUUGUUCCACCUGUUUCUCGUCAAAGAAUAAUUGUCAUUGAUGCGACUUUAAGAAUACAUGUAUGACCUUUAUUUUGUUUAAAGAAAAUCAGCUUGUUCUGCAGGAUUUAAUAAAAUAUAUAUUUUCUGCUUC